GGCACGAGGUUGGCGAUACCGAAAUUGAAAUUCCUAUUUUCGGCGCACCGAAUUUACAAAUCCGUUGAUUCCUAAUAUCGGUGCAACAUACGCAGUGGGUCAGUGCACCGUUGUAUGUGACUGAUUUUCUGCACAUAAUUGGGGGCAAAGUUCUCCAUAAUGGCGUCUGAUAUCCGACAGUUCAGUGUGUGAAUGAAGACUAGUCAUUCAGGGAUGUUCAGACACAGUCAUAGUUCCUAAAGAUUUUCCUUACUUUCAUAGUCUGUUUCGACCAGUGAAAAUUAGCAUCUCUCAUGAAUUUCUCAGCGAGUAACGACUACUGCGGGGAUGGCAGAUUCGCCCAACAUUCCGUCAUCAUGCAACACAUUGACAAACUGGAGUUGAGACCAGGAGAGGCGGUACUGGACGUGGGAUGCGGUACUGGGGAAGAAACCAAGUCAAUGGCAGGGAAAGUCAAGAGUGUAACAGGUAUUGACGCUUCAGAGGAAAUGGUAACAGUGGCCGUUAAGACCAACUCGGCAUCAAACGUAGCAUACAGUCAAUGGGACGCCCGAGCCGUGGGGGACAACCCGGACUGGCGAGAGAGAUUCGACAAAGCUGUCUGUUUCUUCGUUCUCCACUGGAUUCCUGAGGAAACCCAAGCGCUCCGUAGCAUCUCGGCGUGUCUGAAGCCGGGCGGGCAGGCACUGAUCAUCAUCAGUUUUGGGAACCACGACGACUCCUUCUUUUUACCCCGUGCGACUUCCUUCUUGAAAAGCCACGAGAAGUGGGGUGCUUUUGUCCAGGACUACAAGUCAUCACUGCACCUUUGGGACCUAUCGGUCCAAGAAACGCAGAAAGUCUUCAAAGCGUGUGGCUGGGCCGAGGCUAAGUGUGAAGUACGGAGGCACGAACUGGUCCUGUCCGAAAUUCAGUUAAAAUCGAGUAACGACUACUGCGGGGAUGGCAGAUUCGUCCAACAUUCCGUCAUCAUGCAACACAUUGACAAACUGGAGUUGAGACCAGGAGACACGGUACUGGACGUGGGAUGCGGUACUGGGGAAGAAACCAAGUCAAUGGCAGGGAAAGUCAAGAGUGUAACAGGUAUUGACGCUUCAGAGGAAAUGGUAACAGUGGCCGUUAAGACCAACUCGGCACCAAACGUAGCAUACAGUCAAUGGGACGCCCGAGCCGUGGGGGACAACCCGGACUGGCGAGAGAGAUUCGACAAAGCUGUCUGUUUCUUCGUUCUCCACUGGAUUCCUGAGGAAACCCAAGCGCUCCGUAGCAUCUCGGCGUGUCUGAAGCCGGGCGGGCAGGCACUGAUCAUCAUCAGUUUUGGGAACCACGACUCCUUCUUUUUACCCCGUGCGACUUCCUUCUUGAAAAGCCACGAGAAGUGGGGUGCUUUUGUCCAGGACUACAAGUCAUCACUGCACCUUUGGGACCUAUCGGUCCAAGAAACGCAGAAAGUCUUAAAAGCGUGUGGCUGGGCCGAGGCUAAGUGUGAAGUACGGAGGCACGAACUGGUCCUGUCCGAAAUUCAGUUAAAAUUGUUUUUGAAGACAUGUCUUGGAGAAAUACCAUUGAUACCAGCGGAGGAUUAUUUGCAAGAUUUGUGACAGUGGGCGUUGGAUCGCUAUGGGGAUAAGUCUCAGCCCGGACAUGUCCUCAUCACUUUUGAAGUUAUGGUCGUACACGCUUGGAAAUAAGACUUGAAACCCUGUGGCGGUUUUCGCUUUCAAGUCUUUUUUUUUUUUGGCGUUAUUUUGAUAUUGUUUUUUUUUGGUUCAGUAGAGUCUUUCCUACAUGAAAACAAUUAUGCUUAUUGAAUUGUUUAAUGGUUUCAAAAAAAAGCAAGUCUAGUAGUACGUACAUCAUGGCGGCGUGGUGAAUUGGCCGACUCUGUUCGUUGCUCUAGGUACUAGUGAUCAUUCAGUCUCAGAAUAGUUUUGCUUGACCAAACUACCUACAUUUUCUUAACUCCAAAAACUUAAUUUUUGGGGCCUUCUAUUAAUAAAUAGUAAAGAAAAUAAUCCUUGUUUUACCGGCCGUGCCAUAAUAUGUUCGUGAACGAGACAGUACCGUACCGGUGGCACAUGAAAAUCCGACUCCUAUGAAAAUC
Molecule: messenger RNA, 2104 nt
Organism: Patiria miniata (bat star)
Lineage: Eukaryota; Metazoa; Echinodermata; Asteroidea; Valvatida; Asterinidae
Product: phosphoethanolamine N-methyltransferase-like
Exons: 7
Coding region: 294-1601 (435 amino acids)
Source: RefSeq, a predicted model, not a curated record